UCUGUGUCUCUGGGAAGCAUAAAAUUCAUGAAAUAACUACUGUGGUCCCGGAAAAUUAAGUUUGUUUUGCUGGGUUUGGAAUGCUUUAACUGGAGAGAUGCCUUCUUAAAAUCCGUUAGUGAAUUGCUCUUUCUUAUUUCCCAGUUUAGAAAAGGGGAGGUAAAGAGGUCAGUUAGAGUGGGUAGUAGAAGGUGGGUACAGUGGUGUGCACCUGUAGUCUCAGCAAUGGAAUCCUGAGGGUGGGGGAUACCUUAAGCUUAGGCAUUUAAGGCUUGACUAGGCAACACGAUGAGAUCCUGUCUCUUAAAAAAAUCUAUCUAUCUAUAUAUAUGUAGUAAGUGAAUAGUUAAUACAACUUAGGUUUUUGUUCAUCUUUGUCUAAAGAUAUUUAUCUUCCUCCCUAACUCCUCACUGUGGGAAUCAAAUUCCAUGGUUGUGCAAUUCAAAGAAUGGGGGUGAUGAUGCCUGUCAGAGCUGGUGUUCCUUCAAAACUCACUUGCUGUUUGCCAGCCGAGUCCUCCAUGUCAAGGCCGUUUAAACUGCUUUUUCACCUUCAGGAAUGCAUUCUGAGGAGCCAAACUGUACUAGAUAUGCACAGCACCUACAUAUGUGUACCAAAGAACUGGAUCCGGUCUGUGGAACGGAUGGCCGCACUUACAACAAUAGAUGCAUUUUCUGCAGUGAAAAGUUGUAAGAACACAAGAUUAAAUAUUAAAUCCCCCCAAAUAAUGGUAGGACUGUCAAAAAUGAUCAAAUUUUAUGACAAUCUAGAUAUAACAUACAUAGAGGAACUAUCUAUAAAAUUACAAGAACACAUGUGUAUCUUUCUUUAAAGUUCUUAUUGCAAAAGUAAGUUUGUAUUUGACCCUUCAGAUUAACUCUACUAUAUAAUCUUUGAAUUAUAAAUCAGUUAAUGUAACAUAACUUAGUUAUUACGAAUUACUUGUGGAAGCUUCUGAUCAUUGUAAUUCCGGAGUCCAGAUGCCAAAGGAUAACCUCUGUGAGGGAGCAGCAAGGUAUAGGGAGCAAAGCUGAGUGAGAAACCUCACGACAGAGCUCUAAACUCCAUCACAGUGUGUCUACCAACUGUGGAGGAUUCUCUAGUAAUCCACUUUGUCUCCCAAACUCAGUGAUAGCCCAGCCUCCAGGCUCUCUUUUCAGUGCAGGGAAGUCGAGGACCUUCCUUUCCUGUGUCUGCACUCUGAAAGAGUUUGCAGUACACUUAUUCAUCAAGACUUCCCCUCUCCCUCAACACUGUUUUUCACAGUGUGGCCUGCUAUGAACUUUUUGUGCAUUUAAUCCCCAAAUCCAGAAGGAGAACCAUUAAGACAAUGUCUGAUUCUCUUUUUGGAGCAGUUCCCACAGCUGAGUCAGAGCUGGUAGAUCCCAAGACUGAGUUAGCAUGUAUAGGGUACGUACUCUAGGAAGGAUCCAGCAGUGACAAAAGAAACUUCUGCAAGCCUAGGAGCAGAUAGGGUCCGCUGCUUGUAGAAAGGGAGCAGAGAUUCUACAAGCCAGACCGACGCCUGUACCCGUGGGGACACGCACAUGUCCUCUUCAUUAAUAAGUAUUUUAUGCAGUGUUAGGAAUUUAACAUAAUUGUCUUUCAAUAAUUUGUGUUUUCCCCUUCUGUAUUCUUUAUUUACAGAGAAAGUAAAGGAAAAUUUAAAUUUUCUCAUUAUGGUCGCUGCUGAAUUUUGCUGAGAUAUAUAUUCUAGUGGCUUUUAUUGUAAUUAUAUCUUGCUGUGGAUCUAACAAUCAACUGGAAUCUUCUUAAUCAGGGCAUUAAAUUACAAGAUAAUCAGGGAAGCUUUCUAUGGAAUAUAAGAUUGAAUAUAUGAUGUUAAGAGAUUUUUCCCCUGAAAAACAUGUGACUAAAAGAUGUUUAUUCGCUUGUUGAAAUUUUAAACGAUAUUUUGGAAUAUUACUUUAUUGAUUGUGUGUUUGACAAUAUAAAACCUAGUAUCAUUUACAAUCAUAAAUAUUUCACUCAAUGAAAUGUUAAAUAUUUUUUCUUUUCUUUUUCUUUUUUUUUUUUUGAAGUACCA
Chinchilla lanigera (long-tailed chinchilla) is the source of this 2048-nucleotide messenger RNA. RefSeq names its product seminal plasma acrosin inhibitor A1-like. NCBI's taxonomy places the organism in Eukaryota, Metazoa, Chordata, Mammalia, Rodentia, Chinchillidae. The coding region runs from base 450 to 833 and encodes 127 amino acids. The transcript is spliced from 3 exons. Gene Ontology annotation, molecular function: protein binding; serine-type endopeptidase inhibitor activity. The record is from RefSeq and is a predicted model, not a curated record.